CAGACUAUCUAGAAUAAUACAAAAAUCAUUGUGAGAUAUGAAUGAGUCUCAAUAAAAAAUGAACUGAUUGGGCCGCCGCGCGCCCCUGCAGGAAGAGCUCGUGCGCGUCUCAUGGGAAAUAGUUAAUAUCGAGCAACACUCGCCGCUCAAUGCUGCUGUCUCGGUGUGUUUUUUACAUCUUCUGGCGUUUUUACGUUAUUCAGUAUGGAAGUGAAUAAAGAUGAAGCAGAGAGGUGUAUCGAGAUCGCGCUCCGAGCGCUGGAGAGCUCACAGCCGAAGAGAGCGCGCCGGUUCCUGGAAAAAGCGCAGCGGCUUUUCCCGACGCAAAGAGCGCAGGAGUUGCUGGAGAGUCUGAAUCAGGAAGGUGAGAGCAGAUCACAGAGCAGUUCUACAGAUGCUGCUGAUGGCACAGAAGCACGUCAGCGCUGUUCUGGGGUCAGCAGUAAUGGCACAACACCUGGAGACAAGAGCGCAGACUCCAAACCUUACACAUCUGAGCAGACUGAAGCUGUCCGAAGAAUAAAGCAAUGCAAGAACUACUAUGAGACUCUUGGAGUACAGAAAGAAGCUUCAGACGAGGAUCUUAAGAAAGCUUACAGAAAACUGGCAUUAAAAUUUCACCCUGAUAAGAAUCAUGCCCCGGGGGCAACAGAGGCAUUUAAAGCCAUUGGAAACGCUUAUGCCGUUUUAUCUAAUGUGGAAAAGAGGAGACGCUAUGAUCAGUUUGGAGAAGAGAAAAGCAACACGGGCAGAUCCAGCCAUGCAAACACACACUUUGAAGCUGACAUCUCACCUGAAGAUCUCUUUAAUAUGUUCUUCGGAGGAGGCUUUCCAACCAGUAAUGGUCAUCAUAUGUACAGUAAUGGAAGAAUGCGCUUCAAUCAUAAUCAGGGUGAGCGUGGAGAACACAGAGGGGGUGGUCUUGCUCUUCUCAUGCAGUUGAUGCCCAUCCUCAUUCUGGUCAUUGUGUCAGCAUUGAGUCAGAUGAUGGUGACAAACCCUCCCUAUAGUCUGAGCUUCAGACCGUCGGCAGGACACAUACACAAGCGUGUGACUGAACAUCUAGGUGUGACGUAUUACGUGAACGAGCGCUUCAGUCAAGACUUCAGUGGAUUGAGUGUAAAACAGGUGGAGAGCAGCGUGGAGGACGAUUACAUCUCCAACCUGAGAAACAACUGCUGGAAAGAGAAACAACAGAAGGAAGGAUUGCUGUAUCGUGCACGGUAUUUCGGUGACACUGAUUUGUACCAGCGGGCACAGAGAAUGGGAACACCGAGCUGCUCUCGACUAUCGGAUGUUCAGGCUUCUCUACAUGGAUAAAACUUUGUUAUUUGUUAUAUCUGCACUACCUGGUUCCAAAAACAAUCACUGGAAUACAUUCUUUUUGAUGAUUUAUAUUUAUAUCUUUGCAGGGAUUUUACGGAUUAAAUCGUGGAAUGUUAGGAGUUUAACUGCUGUACAUGUCAUAUUUAUUGAAGGAUCACAUAGGAUUAUUUAUUUCAUAUGAAGUUUUAUUUUCUACAUGCCAGAGAUGACACUGUUUUACUCUGAAUACAAAUAAAGAUCUUAGGUGCUGCUGUCCUGUCUGUGGGUGGGUGUGAACUUUUCAUUGGAAGUGUGAACCAUAUUUCACACGCAGAACGUCAGCUGACGUCAGACAUCUGAAUCAUGCACUUUGGCACGUUCGUAGCACUGAAGAAAUGAAUCUGUCAACCAGCAAAACUUGAAUCUAACUAGCAUGAACAACUGAAGGCUAAACCUUCACUUAAUAUAUUGAUCAAAGUUAUCAGUUAAUCACAUUGUCAGUUUGACUUCAGCAAUCACUAAAGCAAGCUUGCAAAGAUUAUAUUUUGUCAUGACAAAAGACUUCUCUGUGAAUCUAUACUUUACUGGUAUCAAUAAAUGAAAAUAUUGUGAAAUAAACUUUGCUUCAGGAUCCAGAUUUUAUACUGCAUCAAAUCAUACUGGAGUAUUAUUAACUCCUUAGAUUGGAAUUUUACAGUCUAAAUAUUACCAUGAAUACAUGGCAUGGGCCAAAUCAACUUUACAAACAGCAGAGGUUUAAUUUUAGCUGAAAAUGUUUGGGUUUCAUUGUGGUUUUUGAGGAUGAGGUCUUAUGUAAACUCUCCAUGUCCAAAUCUGCUAAAUUUGGACCAGAAAAUAGCAACAUCAAGUACAGUUUUCUUUUAAGAUAUUAGGCCAGGUAAUGUCACAUCAUUUAUAAUGUUGUUAAAAAAAGUAUGUUUUUUUACGUUCUCAUGUCCCCAUC
Molecule: messenger RNA, 2269 nt
Organism: Paramisgurnus dabryanus
Lineage: Eukaryota; Metazoa; Chordata; Actinopteri; Cypriniformes; Cobitidae
Gene: dnajb12b
Product: DnaJ heat shock protein family (Hsp40) member B12b
Biological process (GO): cellular response to misfolded protein
Cellular component (GO): endoplasmic reticulum membrane
Molecular function (GO): Hsp70 protein binding
Source: RefSeq, a predicted model, not a curated record